CGAAGACGGAUCCCGCCCCCAGGGGCCAAAAGGCCCGGCAGGCAUCCGCGGGGGCCCUGUACCACGACCUCCUCCGGGACCUCACGGACCACAACCUCUUCUUCGACGAGCUGGUCGACAUGAUCCCCUCGAAGCUCUACAUCGAGGGCCAGUCGGGGGACGACUACAACCCCAAGUACUUCAAGGGCCAGGCCAAGGAGAGCAAGGAGGCCCGCCGGGCCCGGAACAAGCAGUCGAAGCGGGCCAAGUUCGACCCGGCCUCGGCCGAGACGACGACCCAGAUCAAGCAGCGCCUGGAGGGGGGAGCGGGCGUCCCGCAGGCCCCCACCGCUCCGAAGCGUCCCUCCUCGGGMGCGGCAAAGGCGACCGCYGGAACCCCCGACGCCAGGGCCUCCCGCAUCGAGGCCCUGCGGGAGAAGCUCCACGCCAAGCUGGCCGAGAAGCGGGGCAACCGGCCCGUCGACCCGGGCUCGGUCAGCAAGCGGGCGGCCCGCCGGGCCGAGAAGAAGAAGCGCCAGGAGGAGGCCAUCCGACGGAACAAGAAAAAGGCGGCCUCCAGCGCCGAGGCGGGGAGCCACAAGCGGCCGCGGCUCUCGGUCGGGGCCUCCGGGAGCGCCGGGGACGCGGCGUCCGACCUGGCCAUGGUCGACUUUGGACGGCUCUCCGGCCUGAACCCGGUCGGCAACGGGAACUACACCGAGGUCAACAAGGCCCUCAAGAACCUGUCCAAGUCGAAGAACCUCGAGAAGAUGCUGGCCGACGCCGAGUCCAAGAAGAAGCGACUGGAGGAACUGAAGCAGAGCGACAAGCAGGAGGACAAGGAAAAGGCCGCCAGCAUCGAGUGGGGGGACACCCUCCGGGAGGCCACCGGCGAGCGCGUCAAGGACGACCCCGCCAAGAUCAAGAAGGCCCUCAAGCGGAGGGCCGCCAAGAAGCUCAAGUCCUCCAAGGCCUGGAAGACCCGAAUGGAAUCGGCGCAGUCCAAGAUGGACGAGCGGCAGAAGAUCCGGAACCACAACCUCACCAAGCGCAAGCUGGGCGGCAGCGCCGGUGCCAACCUGAGCAGCAAGCGCAUCGAGACCGAGGCGGAGGCCGACGGAAAGAAGAAGACCGGGAGGCGGCUGAGCCGGGCGGGGUUCGAGGGAAAGAAGCAGGACUUUCUGAACAAGAACUAGCGCGCCACCGGCGCCGCUGCCGUGCCCCGCAACCAUCCCGCUCUGUACGGUGCCACGCGACGGCCCGGGCCGGCAGCGRUCCAAUAACGCACCCCAUCCUAA
This is a messenger RNA of Pseudo-nitzschia multistriata, 1277 nucleotides long. NCBI's taxonomy places the organism in Eukaryota, Bacillariophyta, Bacillariophyceae, Bacillariales, Bacillariaceae. The record is from the annotation of a GenBank genome assembly.